Messenger RNA from Drosophila eugracilis, 658 nucleotides. RefSeq lists its product as uncharacterized. The coding region runs from base 81 to 452 and encodes 123 amino acids. The record is from RefSeq and is a predicted model, not a curated record. NCBI's taxonomy places the organism in Eukaryota, Metazoa, Arthropoda, Insecta, Diptera, Drosophilidae. The transcript has 2 exons.
AAUCUAGAAUUUGGCAGCGAUUUAGCCGAUAAAAACUAAGUCUGUUUAUAAAACAAAGUUACUCUAUAGAAACCAUAACCAUGUCAAACAGCAGUCGUCACGACAUUUGGGUGCCCAGUCCGGCAAUGAUGCUACACCAGUUGCAAUCCUUGGAGGAGGAUAUUGAUGAGUCCGUAAUGGAUUUCCAUGAGAGCUGCAACCGUGCAUGGCGCUCUCAGUUCAGUCACCCAGCGAUGGCUAGAUUGGGAGUCGGGUUUGAGUUCGUCACAAUUCCCAGUCGCUACAUAAGCUCCUCGAUGAGCACCCAGGAAGACGAUACGGAGAACCGAUUCAUGGGUAAUUCUUCUUCCAGGACCAGUCGACUGUGGUCCACUACUCGAAUUCCCGACCUGGAAAUUCAACCCUAUACUUUUGGGUCAGAUGACGAGAACCUGAUGCAGCAUCUGGCUUAAACUAAUGACUACUUUCUACUAAAUUCUAAGUGAUAUGAAAAAUCUGAUUUGGUUUCCCCCCUCUACCAGGAUACUCCCGUGUAAAUAGUCGCUGUCGCAUCUGAGAUCUGAUGAAUCCGGACUGGAAACGCGAUCCCCUAGCAGAGGGUCUUUUAUAGCAGCUCAUUUGUUACUCUGUGCUUUGAAUUAAAUUGCAUUUCAUCUUU